AUGGCUCAAUCCGUCCCACCAGGAGAUAUCCAGACCCAACCCAACGCCAAGAUCGUCUUCAAUGCCCCAUACGACGACAAGCACACCUACCACAUCAAGGUGAUCAACUCGUCCGCCCGUCGUAUCGGGUACGGAAUCAAGACCACCAACAUGAAACGUCUCGGAGUCGACCCACCAUGCGGAGUUCUCGAUCCAAAGGAGGCUGUUCUUCUCGCCGUUUCCUGCGAUGCCUUCGCUUUCGGACAAGAGGACACCAACAACGACCGUAUCACUGUUGAGUGGACCAACACCCCAGACGGAGCUGCCAAGCAAUUCCGUCGUGAGUGGUUCCAAGGAGACGGUAUGGUUCGUCGUAAGAAUCUCCCGAUUGAGUACAACCCAUAA
This is a messenger RNA of Caenorhabditis remanei, 384 nucleotides long. RefSeq lists its product as uncharacterized. The transcript has 2 exons. NCBI's taxonomy places the organism in Eukaryota, Metazoa, Nematoda, Chromadorea, Rhabditida, Rhabditidae. The coding region runs from base 1 to 384 and encodes 127 amino acids. The record is from RefSeq and is a predicted model, not a curated record.